GUCAGGCCGUCCUUCCAACUGCUUGAACAACUGGAACGCAGCACCCUCGGCGUUCCAUCUUGGCGCCGCCCGCCGACCGCUGGAGGCCGUUCCCUUGUCGCCCGCCGCUUCCGCCGCCUGCCGGGCGAACCCGUGGCCGCUGGCUCCUUGGCUGAGCUUGGCGUAGUGAGCUGUCUGCUUGAUUCAUAGCAACCGCCCACACCAUCCAUGGCGCGAUGGGGUGGAACAGCCGUGGUGGAGAGCUGGGGCGGUACCUUGGCGUUUUUGAAGGAGUACUGGGCAGCACUCCGCAACACGCACCAGAUCUUCUGGCGCAUUGCAUUUCGCAGGCGCACCUUAGAAGAGGAGCUGCAGGAGGCCCUGUUGCGAGGCAGCUUGCGCAAGGCUUUCAGCGGCUUUGACCUGCUCCUGCUGGGCCUGGGCAUUGUCAUUGGCAGCGGUUGGGCGCAGCUGUCUGGAGUGACUGCGCAGCAGUUCGCUGGGCCAUCAAUCAUCUUGAGCUACCUAUUCAGUGGCGUGGCCAUGCUGCUGGCGGCAGCGUGCUUUGCCGAGCUGGUCACCGAGUACCCGGUGUCUGGGGGCGCCUUUGCCUUUGUGAUGAUCAACUUUGGCGAGCUGGCGGCUUUUGUGACGCUGGGCGGCCUGGUGUUGGAGUAUGCGCUGGGCAUGGCGGCGGUGGCGCGCGGCUUCAGCCGCUACCUGGCGCGGCUGUGCAACCUGGACCAGAACCUCUUUGUGCUGGAGUUCUACGAUUGCCCACCUGGGCUUGAGCCGCCAGACUGCCCAUACACCCACAGCUUUGACUUCAUGGCCGCUGGAGUUGUGGUAUUCGUGUCUUUCUUGCUCAGCAUUGGGGUGCGCGAGAGCGCUUUCUUCAUCACAGCUGUGACGGCUAUCAAGGUUGUUCUGCUGGUGUUCAUCAGCAUCGUGGGCUACACCCGCGCGGGCCCAACCUGUGAAGACACAAGCCAGUGUGUAGGCAUGAGCUGCGCAGACUACUGCCAGCUGCAAGGAGUGUCUUCAGCAACAGACCCCUUCUUUGAUCCAGACUUUGGCGCAAAUGGCGUGUUCCUGGGAGCCGCCGCCCUAUUCUUCACCUACACCGGCAUGGACGCCAUCUGCAAUGCGGCCGAGGAGGCCAGAGAUGUGGCUCACCUGCCAUGGGCGCUGGUGGGGACGGUUGGCGUGUCUAUGUUGCUGUACACUAUGCUGGCUGUGGCUAUGAUGUACAUUGCAACUCCCAAUGCUGCCAAACCGGCGCUGCCACCGAUUGGACAGCCGAGCGAGACAGCGCUAACGUUUACCACCGCAUUUUACAUUGUGUCGCUGGCGGCGCUGUCUGGCAUUGUCACCGCGCUCACCGUCGGCCUCUUCUCGCUCUCCCGCAUUGUCAUGGCCGCCAGCCGCGAUUGGCUGCUGCCUCCCUUCCUGGCCCGCAUCUCGCCGCGUACGCAGACCCCGCUGGUGGCGCAGAUGGUGCUUGGCGUGAUCAUAGGUGGGACCGGGGAGCAGCUGACUCUCCACCUGGGCCUUAGCUUCUGA
This is a messenger RNA of Chlorella variabilis, 1542 nucleotides long. RefSeq lists its product as hypothetical. Gene Ontology annotation, biological process: transmembrane transport; amino acid transport. Bases 208 to 1542 code for a protein of 444 amino acids. Lineage: Eukaryota; Viridiplantae; Chlorophyta; Trebouxiophyceae; Chlorellales; Chlorellaceae. Gene Ontology annotation, molecular function: amino acid transmembrane transporter activity. The record is from RefSeq and is a predicted model, not a curated record. The transcript has 7 exons. Gene Ontology annotation, cellular component: plasma membrane.